Messenger RNA from Sporothrix brasiliensis 5110, 948 nucleotides. RefSeq lists its product as uncharacterized. Bases 1 to 948 code for a protein of 315 amino acids. The record is from RefSeq and is a predicted model, not a curated record. The transcript is spliced from 2 exons. Lineage: Eukaryota; Fungi; Ascomycota; Sordariomycetes; Ophiostomatales; Ophiostomataceae.
AUGCCUCGUCUUACGCCCGCCGAGAAGCUCAGUCUGGUGACGCGCAAGAACGUCCGCGAUGAGUGGGAGAACAAAAAGGAAGAAAUGGAGAAGAAGCUCUCCGACAAGCUCGGCGUCGCCUGGACCUUUGACAUCAACCCUCUGGCCAUCUUUCCGUAUGCCAAGGACGACUGGGGCAAGACCAGCCUGGGCUCCAUCCUCUACAGCUACGCCGACGGCGCCGUCUACAUGCUGAGCUCGUUUGCCGACCGCGAGGACAAGACGAGCGUCGACGAGCUCAACAGCAUCGCCCAUGCCCACGUCCUGACCAUGGACCUGGACGAGGCCGGCAAGAACACGUACAACGGCUGCGAGGUCCAAGCGGGCGGCCGCCUCGCCAUCCUGUUCAACGAGGCCAACUUUGGCGUCAACACAGACCAGGCCCUGGACAAGGCCAAGCUGCUGGCCGCGCUCAACCACGCGCCGCCCGCCCCGGGCACGGCCGGCGCCACGACGCUGUCGUUUGUUGCGCGCGCCAGCGUGCGCAGCGAGUACGACGGCCAGAUUGAGCCGAUCCGGGCCAAGAUGGCCAAGACGCUGGCGCGCGAAGACAUUCGACUGGAGCCCAACUUUGAGGCGGUGUUUGCCAAGCUGUCGUCGCCCGAGGCGGCGGGCAAGGUCGACCAGGACAACUACGAGCGCCAGCUGGGCUACUUUAUGCGCGAGUACUUUGACGGCGUGGCGUACCAGCUGGAGUCGCAAAAGUUUGGCUCGGACGACAUGCUGCAGGAGGGCUUCAACGAGGCGGUCGACAAGGGCAUCGUCGCCUUCCGCAUCGUGGACAAGCUGUCCUACGGCAGCUACUGCGAGGUUGUCGUCGAGGACGGCACGCUGUUUGUGCAGUCGACACUGGAAAAGUACGGCGUCAACAUCGGCCAUGCGGCCGAGAAGAUUAUCGAUCAGCUGUAA